Messenger RNA from Dictyostelium discoideum AX4, 612 nucleotides. RefSeq names its product ponticulin-related protein (gene ponH). The transcript has 2 exons. Gene Ontology annotation, cellular component: plasma membrane. The record is from RefSeq and is a predicted model, not a curated record. Bases 1 to 612 code for a protein of 203 amino acids. Lineage: Eukaryota; Evosea; Eumycetozoa; Dictyosteliales; Dictyosteliaceae.
AUGAAACUUUUAAAUAGUCUUGUUUUAUUAGCAGCUCUUUGUGCUAUUACUGCAAAUGGAAAAAUUGUUGAAGAUACACCAGAUCCAUCAACAGUUUAUAAUUUGUUUCAAUUAAGUUCAUCAGAUGGAGGAUGUGACCCAGCUGGUACCCAUUCACCAGAUGCCAAUGUUAAUGUAUCAGUUGAUAAAUGUAGAAAUGUUUGUAACAAAAAUAUAAAGAUCUCAAAGGGAACCUCAACAAAUCAAUUCACAUUCCAAACUUAUAAUGAUAAUUCAUGUAGUCAAGCCACAUCAGAUCAAGCAUUAUCAUUCACAUGUUCAGACAAUGUUAAGAAACAAUUAGGAACAAGUAUUUAUAGUGUCAUUUGUAGUACUGGUAGUGAUUCCACAAAUCCAACAAGUACUCCAUCCACCACUCCAUCUGCUACCCCAACUGUCACUCCAUCCACCACUCCAACUGUUACCCCAACUGUCACUCCAUCCACCACUCCAACUGUUGCCCCAACUGUUCCUCCAACUACUCCUCCAUCCACAACAACUGGAUCUGGUUCUACCGUGGUUGCAUCAUUUGGUUUAAUUGUUUCUAUUUUAUUGGCUUCAUUAGCUCUUUAA